Messenger RNA from Vicia faba (fava bean), 765 nucleotides. The record is from the annotation of a GenBank genome assembly. NCBI's taxonomy places the organism in Eukaryota, Viridiplantae, Streptophyta, Magnoliopsida, Fabales, Fabaceae.
AUGGCUUCCUUCACUCACUCUCUAGAUCAAACACAAAGAGAAGAUUUCGUGCCUUUGGUCACGAAGCUAGACAAGCCACUUGUUGUCAAUCAACCUUUCUGGUUGCUUCAGCUCUGGUUGAAUGCUACCUUUGUGCAUGAUCUAAAACUUGACAAACCUGAAGAAACAGACUCCACCUUGAAUGAUCGACCCAUUGAGGGAAUUCAUCUUGGCCAUACGAAACCUAAUGAUUCUGACCUUUUCAUGGAAGACACUCUAACAAAAUAUAUCAUGAUGAUCACCAGACAACGCGCCUUCACCCCUGAGAUAACACCUUUUGCUUACAAGCGCCAUGGACCUGAAUGGUUUACCAGGGAAUUCCCUCCUUCCAACCCAGAUCUACUUGUUAAAUCAAGGGAAAUCUGGGAAUCUUUCCUCACCCCCAAGCUUAUAGUCACCAGACUUGGCCCAAAGGAGGGUGUGAAGCUUCUUUGCCACCUACCAAACUUGGUGGCGCGCCAGUUUGGUUUAUGUCAACCAGUGCCUCGUUGCUUUUACACUCAAAAGCGCGACCUUUGUCUUUGGUUGAUUUUGACUCUGAUACUUGAAGCAGUUGAGCAUAAAAAGCUCCCCGGAGAAUCUUCCAGAGGGGCUGGCACUUUUUCUACAGCCGAUGAAGGACCUUCACACCAGAUUUAUUUUGUUCUUUAUCUGAUGUGCAGUCUGGCUUGCAUAUUCCUCACUCUUCUCUUGCAUUGUCCAAGCGCAAGUAGAAGUAGUUUCUGA